AUGUGUCGUCCACCAGAAGAUCAAUCCGGCUCAGAACAACCAGUUCAAAGCUGGUGUGGGGCCACCCAGUUACACAAGCAUAAUCUCGCCACAGUGCCCGGCUUCAGAUCCGCAAGGCAGUUUGUUGAACAGUUCGCCCUACUUGCCGUUCCGUCCGCAGCACCGAGAACAUGGGUUGCGCAGAUUCCUGUCGUGGUUCACGUUGUCUACAAUACCCCGGCCCAGAAUAUCAGCCAGGCGCAGAUUGAAAGCCAAAUCGACGUGCUCAACAAGGACUUCAAUGCCGCAAACGCAGAUUUAAGCAAACUCCCGGCAGUCUGGGCACCGCUCGUGGGAAGUGUCAACAUCAACUUCUUCCUAGCGAAAAGGGACCCCCACGGCAACGCAACAAACGGCGUGACAAGAACGCAGACGACUAUCGCUUCAUUUGACCACAACUCUAAAAGCGAUCCACCAGACCAAAGGGUCAUGUCUGCAGCCCAAGGCGGUGCGGAUCCCUGGCCGACUGAUCGGUACCUCAACAUCUGGGUGUGCAAGCAAGGCGGCCUUGAGCCGCUUUUAGGCUAUGCCAACUUUCCUGGGACAAACGCGCUUGCCGUGGACGGCGUUGUGAUUAGUCACACGUCGUUUGGGACAACUGGGACGGCUGCUGCAGGAACUAAUCUAGGCCGUACCGGCACGCAUGAGGUCGGUCACUGGCUCAACCUUUUUCAUAUCUGGGGAGAUGAUGGCAUUGGAUGCUCCGGCUCGGAUUCAUGCAACGAUACUCCAAACCAAGCUGGGCCCAGUUCAGGCGUCCCGACCUUUCCAAAGCUCUCCUGCGGAAAUGGACCGAAUGGUGAUCUCUUCAUGAACCACAUGGACUACAGCGACCACUCCGUAAGGGUAAUGUUCACCAAGGGCCAGGUGGAGCGCAUAAACACAACCCUUGCCGGAACCCGGGCGUCUUUGUUCGGUUCGAAUUUCCGCCAGUUCCUUCUGCAGACCGGAACGGGGCUGCAUGAGACCGACAGUACCUUCCAAUUCAUCGUGACUGACUGGAACGGCGACGGGCAUCCCGACCUCGUAGCGAUCAAGAAAAGCGGAACUGGCUCGGGCACGACCGAGGUUCAUGUUCUCUCCGGAGCAUCGCAGUUCCAGUCGUUCAUUUUGCAUACAAGAACCGCCUUGCACGAAACUGGCGAUAGCUUUGAGUUCUUGAUGCCUGCACGGAAAGGAAAUCAACCCCCGGACCUGAUAGCGAUCAGCAAAAAUAACACGGGAUCGAAGACCACCGAAGUGCACAUACUCUCCGGAGCCAAGAAUUAUCAGGACUUCUCUCUGCACACGAAAACGGUGCUGCACGAAACAGACGGCACGUUUCAGUUCGCGCUCACCGAUUGGAAAGGCGACGGAAGCGUUGAUGUGGUGGCCAUUAAGAAGCGCAACACCGGCACGAAAAGCACCGAAGUCCACAUCCUCUCCGGCGCCUCAGGGUAUCAGAACUAUCUUGUCCAGACGGGGACAGCUUUGCACGAGACGGACGACAAUUUCGAGUUCAUGAUGACUGAUUGGAACGGAGACGGCCGACCGGACCUCCUGGUGGUCAAGAAAACCGAAACGGACACCAACUACACGGAAGUACAUGUCCUCUCGGGCCAGCUGCGCUUCGGAAAGUUUAUCCUGCAGUCUGGAACAAUCCUGCAUAAAACAGCGGAAAACUUUCAGUUUGCGGUGGCCGACUGGGAUAAGACUGGACGUGCAGAUCUCGUUGCCAUCAAGAAGCGGUAUACGGGGACCGGUACCACUGAGGUACAUAUAAUUGCCGGCUGA
Messenger RNA from Coniosporium apollinis CBS 100218, 1812 nucleotides. RefSeq lists its product as uncharacterized. NCBI's taxonomy places the organism in Eukaryota, Fungi, Ascomycota, Dothideomycetes. Gene Ontology annotation, molecular function: metallopeptidase activity. The coding region runs from base 1 to 1812 and encodes 603 amino acids. The record is from RefSeq and is a predicted model, not a curated record. The transcript has a single exon.